This is a messenger RNA of Protopterus annectens (West African lungfish), 1212 nucleotides long. Its product is annotated as gamma-aminobutyric acid receptor subunit rho-1. The record is from RefSeq and is a predicted model, not a curated record. NCBI's taxonomy places the organism in Eukaryota, Metazoa, Chordata, Ceratodontiformes, Protopteridae. Gene Ontology annotation, biological process: signal transduction; monoatomic ion transmembrane transport; nervous system process. The transcript is spliced from 9 exons. The coding region runs from base 16 to 1212 and encodes 398 amino acids. Gene Ontology annotation, molecular function: extracellular ligand-gated monoatomic ion channel activity; GABA-A receptor activity; neurotransmitter receptor activity. Gene Ontology annotation, cellular component: synapse; membrane; neuron projection.
GAUCAUGAUUUUACAAUGAGACCAGGCUUUGGAGGCCCUGCAAUUCCUGUCGGAGUUGAUGUACAAGUAGAAAGCCUGGACAGUAUCUCAGAAGUGGAUAUGGACUUCACUAUGACUUUAUACCUACGACAUUACUGGAAGGAUGAGAGGCUGUCUUUUCCCAGUUCUACCAACCAGAGCAUGACAUUUGAUGGCAGGCUUGUGAAGAAGAUUUGGGUGCCAGACAUGUUUUUUGUUCACUCUAAGAGGUCCUUUAUUCAUGAUACCACAACAGACAACAUCAUGCUACGAGUAUUUCCUGAUGGAAAGGUGCUUUACAGUCUGAGGGUAACAGUGACAGCAAUGUGCAACAUGGACUUCAGUCGUUUCCCACUGGACACACAAACUUGCUCACUAGAAAUUGAAAGCUAUGCCUACACAGAAGAUGAUCUUAUGCUAUACUGGAAGAAUGGAAAUGAUUCACUGAAGACAGAUGAAAGAAUAUCAUUAUCUCAGUUUCUUAUACAAGCAUUCCACACAACUACAAAACUUGCCUUUUACAGUAGCACAGGUUGGUAUAACCGUUUAUACAUCAACUUCACUCUGCGACGGCACAUCUUCUUCUUCCUCCUUCAGACCUACUUUCCUGCUACUCUAAUGGUCAUGCUGUCUUGGGUCUCCUUCUGGAUUGACCGAAGAGCUGUGCCUGCCAGAGUGCCUUUAGGUAUAACGACUGUCCUAACAAUGUCCACCAUCAUCACAGGAGUCAAUGCAUCAAUGCCAAGAGUGUCUUACAUUAAAGCUGUGGACAUCUACCUGUGGGUCAGUUUUGUGUUUGUUUUUCUUUCUGUUCUGGAAUAUGCAGCUGUCAACUACCUAACUACAGUGCAAGAGAGAAAAGAGAGAAAAUUUCGAGACAAGGUGAUUUUAGAAAUGUCACUUCCUUGUACAUGUGGAUUGCCUCAGCCACGGCCAAUGAUGAUAGAUGGCAGCUACAGUGACGGUGAGGUCAACAACCUGGGCCAGUACAUCGCCUCAGAAAAUGGCGAGAAACAAGACAGAAUGCUAGUUCAUCUGGCCCUUACUGAAGAACGAAACUCUGGUCGCAGGAAAAGCAGAUUUGGAUAUGUCAGCAAGAAGAUUGACACACAUGCGAUUGACAAGUACUCCAGACUGAUAUUUCCUGCAGCAUACAUACUUUUUAACCUUAUAUACUGGUCAAUAUUUUCAUAG